Molecule: messenger RNA, 1143 nt
Organism: Apaloderma vittatum (bar-tailed trogon)
Lineage: Eukaryota; Metazoa; Chordata; Aves; Trogoniformes; Trogonidae
Gene: S1PR3
Product: sphingosine-1-phosphate receptor 3
Exons: 1
Coding region: 1-1143 (380 amino acids)
Biological process (GO): G protein-coupled receptor signaling pathway
Cellular component (GO): membrane
Molecular function (GO): sphingosine-1-phosphate receptor activity
Source: RefSeq, a predicted model, not a curated record
AUGGCAGCAUUUACUGUGCCACCUGGUGCUCCUGUCGGCCCUCAAGGAAAUGAAGAGAUGGACUCUCUGAUCGUACUGCAUUAUAAUUACACAGGAAAGCUUAUUUUAAGGGAAAAGGCAACUGAUAACAUAGACCUGUCCACUAUUGCAUUUCUGAUCCUGUGUAGUUUCAUAGUCCUGGAAAACCUGAUGGUGUUGAUUGCCAUAUGGAAAAAUAAUAAGUUUCACAACCGCAUGUACUUUUUUAUUGGCAAUCUAGCUCUCUGUGACCUUUUAGCUGGAAUUGUUUACAAAGUAAACAUUCUUAUGUCUGGGAAGAAAACUUUGAGCCUGUCCUCCACAAUCUGGUUCAUUAGGGAAGGCAGCAUGUUUGUUGCCCUUGGAGCCUCCACUUUCAGCUUACUAGCUAUAGCUAUUGAGCGGCAUUUGACCAUGAUUAAAAUGAGGCCUUAUGAUGCGAAUAAAAAAUACAGAGUGUUCCUUCUCAUUGGUACAUGUUGGCUUAUUUCAAUUUCAUUGGGUGCCUUGCCCAUCCUUGGCUGGAACUGUAUAAACAACUUACCAGAUUGCUCAACAAUUUUGCCUCUGUACUCCAAGAAGUAUGUUGUGUUUUGCAUUAGUAUCUUCAUAGCCAUUUUGGUUGCCAUUGUCAUCCUUUAUGCCCGUAUCUACAUCCUGGUGAAGUCCAGCAGCCGUAACGUCACUAACCACAACAACUCGGAGCGGUCCAUGGCUCUCCUUAGGACUGUCGUGAUUGUCGUUAGUGUCUUCAUUGCCUGUUGGUCUCCACUGUUCAUCCUGUUCCUCAUCGAUGUGGCCUGCAGAGUCAAGGAGUGCUCUAUCUUAUACAAAGCCAACUGGUUUAUUGCUCUGGCUGUCAUCAAUUCUGCAAUGAACCCCAUCAUCUACACUCUGGCCAGUAAGGAAAUGCGUCGAGCUUUCUUUCGCCUUGUUUGUGCCUGCCUGGUGAAAUCCAAGGUGGCCAGAUCUUUGCCUGUUCAGCCCACACCAGAUCACAGUCGAAGUAAAUCCAGCAGCAGCAAUACCCAGAAGCCAAAGGAAGAUUUCCCAGUGAUCAAUGUUCCCGCGUGUAUAGCUGAGAAAAAUGAGUCUUCAUUUCACAAUGGAAACUUCUGUAAGUAA